Molecule: messenger RNA, 1155 nt
Organism: Heterobilharzia americana
Lineage: Eukaryota; Metazoa; Platyhelminthes; Trematoda; Strigeidida; Schistosomatidae
Source: the annotation of a GenBank genome assembly
AUGAGCGUUGCAGUCUUCAUUCAGUGCUCAGAAGCUAAACAGGUUACUGAGUUAAAGAAGUUUCUGAAGAGCAACGGUGCUAAAGCUUUGGAUAGUGUCGAGUGUAAAGAUGCUAAUUGGCCUGAUGAGCUAAUGAAGUGUAUAAAAUAUCUUAAUAUAUGCUGGAAAGAUGAAACUGUUUUGGAAUCUGAUGCUAACGAUGUUCUGACAAGCGUUGCCUCAUUAUUUAUUCAGCUUCCACCCAAUAAACUGGUUGAAGCAGUCAACCUUUUGUGUGAAAAGUUGCUAGAUUUCACUGGUGAUAAUACACGGAGGCAUAAGAGCAAACUUUUUCCACUCAACCUACUAUUUUGCGGACUCAAUCCGAAAAGCCAUCCACGUUAUCAGAUUUAUCUCACAUUGAUAGAGUGUGCAGAAAAGCUAGGCGUUGUGAAUCAAGUGAUUACAGAUCCUAAGAAGGUUGCUUCUUGGCUCAACGAAUGCAACUGUUCAGUCGAUGAAUGCCAAAGAGUCUGGCAGAAACUGUACGAUGCACAUGUGGCGCUAGGUGAGAACAGAAGAGCUAUCGAGGCAAUGAUUUAUCUUCUUUCGACUUAUGACGAGACCACAGCCAUACAUGCCAGACAAAAUGCCAUAAAAUGUAUUAUAUCAGUGCUGCAAGACCCAUCACUGUUGUCCCAUGACCAGCUGUACACACUUAAACCUGUUCAGUAUCUAGAAGGGGAACCAGUCCACGAUUUCUUCAAGAUAUUUGUAUCGGGAGAUUUAAACACAUUCAGAAGUUUUCUGACUAAGCAUCCAAACUUCCUUGCGCAAAAUAACCUGACCGAAGAAGCCUGCAUCCACAAACUCCGUCUCUUAACGCUUAUGCAGUUAUCAGAGAAUAUUAAUGAGUUGAAUUACCACGAUGCUGCUGCCCAGUUGAAUCUUAAGAUUGAAGAGCUAGAACCGUUUAUAAUUGAAGCUGUGCGUCAAAGAGCCGUUGCGUGCAAACUUGACCAAGUUCAAAAAAAGAUUCUUAUCACUGGAGCAUUUCCACGUACAUUUGGUCGUCCUCAGUGGGUUAAUCUUCGUGAUACAUUGAUGCAAUGGAGAUCUCAUCUUGGUACAGUUCAGUCUAGUUUAAAUAUGAUGGUUCAAAAUGAAGCUUCAUGA